AUGAGCGAGAAUGAUCGUAUGGUAUCCGAAGUAGACGAUGGAGACAUUAUGAUUAAAUACCUUCGUGACAAGAUCAUUGGCCAUCCGGCGGUCUUUUCACGUGCAGGAGAAUUACCGAUUGAAGAUAUGCCGCCGAUGAAACGAACUAAUUCUCAGAAUAGUUUGAACGAUCUGAUGUCCGCAAGUACCAUAUCAAACGAUACAACCAGUCAGGUUGAAAAACUUCUCGCUGCUGCAGCUGGCCGACGACCGACAUCAUCGUCAUCACCGAUCAUCAUUCCCAAAAAGCCAUCUCGUUCGAAUGCAUCAUCUCAUAGCUCUUCGUCAUACACAUCCGUCGUUGACCAAAUAUCUUCAUUCGGAGAGUCUUCAAUGCCAUCAGAUGAUGUUUCAAUGCCAACACUGCCAUCCGCUUGUCAACAAUUAGAACAUUCAGCCGCUCGAGAUCGUAUUUCAGUUAAAAAUAAACGACGACAACCGCUUAAACAAAAAUUGAGUACACUUCGAGAAACGGAUGACAACGAUGUCGAUUUAUUUGCAUCCAAAAUUGACGAUAAUAAUACUAAUGACGAUGAUGACGAUCUAAUUGUACCACCAGUACCGACGAAACAGAGUUAUAUAUUCAAUCAUUUAUUUUCGUCACCAUCUACAACAGCUAUGACUAUUUCAUCAACACCAGAUGAGGAACAAUCAAGAAUGAUGAUGACAAGUCAUGUGGAGCCGAAAAUUUUGCAACCGUUGUUUGAUUCAUCUGACUUGGGUUCUGCUCGAGCACGACUUCGAAUGUCUGUUCGUCCACGUGAUCGUUCAGCAGAUAAUAUCUUGUUAGCAACUAACACAAAUAUGACUAGUGAAACAUCUUCUACUCGCCCGACGCUUGCACCAGUGAACAGCAGUCCUAUUCAGCGCUCUGUUAGCUUCAAACGACCACAGGAAAUCAAUGAUAUCAAAUUGAAACCUCGACCGAUUUUAAAGUCAAGAAAAGAAGAAUCGCGCAAGAAUGAUUUACCAUCGACAGAGACAAUUGAGAAUGAGUCAACAUCUGUUGAUCCACCGAACCAUGACGAAGAAACACAAAAUCUGAGUCGAUCACGUUCAUCGUCUCAAGAACAUAUCUAUGAUAAUCUUGAUGUUUUUAAACGUCCGAAACCAACGAAUAUCAUGCCCUCGCACGAAGACGAACCAUCGCCAGCUACAUAUGUUAAGACAAGAGAACAUCCUGUAUCAACACCCCGCUUACGCCCAACAACCAUGCUAGUGUCAACUAACAAUGAUAAACCAUCGACAAAUGAGUUUGAAAAUGUGUUUAAUCAAUUUAAAAAACGUGGUUCAAUUUGUCGUGUUCCAGCAAACGAAGAAAAUGCAAUUGCACCUGUCCCUGUUGAAGAAGCUCGUGCGCCUACGCCUCCACCGUCUGUUGAUCCUGCGCAACCUAUCAAUGAACCGACAACUAAGCCUGCUGACACAACACCUGUACCACAAGCUUCGAAUCGACGAAAAACAGUUGGUGGCGUUUGUCUCCCAGCGGGUAAUAAAGUUGCAACGAAUGACAAUAAACCUGCAGCAUCGUGGAUAGACAUUGCUAAACAAAAACAAAAUAAAUUUCAAUCGAUUUCGAAUGAUAAAAAACAUGAGAAUGAAUCUGAACAAGCUGUUCUACAUGAACCAGUGGUAACAACUCGAAAAACAACGCCAUCUACUGAUGUUCGAUUAAAUCGAAAAUCUAUGUUUGAACAACCGACAAAUCAAUCGAAUUCACAUGUACUAGAACGCGAUUCAAUACGAGCACUGAAAGCCGGCAAUCCGAAUCGUAUCAAUAAUUUAAUUCAAUUUUUUGACAAAUAA
Adineta ricciae is the source of this 1845-nucleotide messenger RNA. NCBI's taxonomy places the organism in Eukaryota, Metazoa, Rotifera, Eurotatoria, Adinetida, Adinetidae. The record is from the annotation of a GenBank genome assembly.